AUGUCUGAACUAGGCGACUCCAGCACCACCCCAAACCCUCCUGCGCCUCAGGACGUCCCUGCUGUCUCACAACCACAGCAGCAACAAGGCCAACUGCCUCAGCAACCUCUGCUCCAAACUCCCCAACAGCCUGCGCCCAGUGUCAACGCCGCCGGCGAGAACCUGCAGUGCCAGUGGCAGGGAUGCGGCGAACGCUGCACAUCCGCAGAAGCUCUCUAUGAGCACGUCUGCGAACGCCAUGUCGGUCGCAAGUCCACCAACAACCUCAACUUGACGUGCGCCUGGGGCCAGUGCCGUACCACCACGGUUAAGCGUGACCACAUCACUUCGCACAUCCGAGUCCACGUACCCUUGAAGCCUCACAAGUGCGAGUUCUGCGGCAAGGCCUUCAAGCGACCUCAAGACUUGAAAAAACAUGUCAAGACUCACGCAGAUGACAGCGUCAUCAUGCGUUCUCCCAACCUAGAUGCAAAUGGAGGACAGCGUUCACAGAAUGGCAUGCCUUCAGGUGCGGACUACAACGCCUCGUACUAUGGUCACGCUCUCACAGGCCAAGUCGGCCAAAAUUACUAUGCCCCUGCCAUUCCUGGGCCAGGCGACUACACCGGCCAGCAUCAUCCUAACCAAUACUAUCAGCCACAUCCGCCCGUCCCGACUGGACAACACCCAGGCUACGGCCCUGUGACAUACUACAGCACGGCUCCCCCAACCUACGACUAUGAGACUCGGAAGCGCGGGUACGACGCGCUCGACCACUUCUUUGGUCAAGUCAGACGGAGAGAGCUCGAUCCUGCCAAUUUCCACCACAUCAGCCGUCGCCUCUUUGAGCUCCAAGGUCUUCAACUUCCUCAGAUCAUCCCAGCCAACGUUGCCGUUCCGGCCUAUCAGCCAGUCUCUGUCGGCGGUGCAUACGAGUCCGAAGAUCCCAUCCAGGCGUACAGUCUACCACCGAUGGGCAAUGCAAAGACGCGUGGUGACUUGACCUCGAUCGACCAGAUCCUGGAGCAGAUGCAAGCCACCAUCUACGAGAACGACGCUCAAAUGGCCAAUACGGGAGUCGGACAGGCAGGUUCUGGCUACGUGGCCUACCGCACCAGCAACAGCCCACCUAGCACCGCUCAAGUCCCGACCAGUGCUGCCCAAAACAACCCUGCCUCUCUUCUUCAACAUACCCACCAAGGCAGCAUUGCCAGCACAGCUGAUGCCAGCACUCCAGGCUUGACGCCGCCGUCCUCUGCUCAGAGCUACACAUCCGGUCAAAGCCCCUUGCAGAACCACGCGGCCCCCAGCAGCAGUGCCCUGUACCCGAGUCUCCCAUCGAAUGCCAGUGACAUGGCCUAUGCCGCGGCCAAUGCAGCCACUCUCAGUGGUAUGUUUGACAAUGACGAGAGACGCCGCUACAGCGGUGGCAUGCUCCAACGCGCCGCUCCCGACAAGGACAGGGACGACAUGGACAUUGUGACUGAUGGCUCUGUGACGCCUCCCGCGUCUGCCAUCAACAAGGGCAAGAAGAAGGCCGAAUCGCCGGGUGACAGCGUCAUUGACCCUGCCCUAUCGGCCGAGAUUGGAUCACCCAAGAGUGACUCAAAGGAUCCCGAACCGGGCGAGGUCUGGGUUCAGAACAUGCGCCUCAUCGAGUGGAUGCGCGAGCUGAUCAAGAAGCGAUUGGAGUCGGGUCAGUUUGACGACGACGACGAUAAAGCUCUCACUCCAAAAGCAGAUGGGCUCGAUCACGACAUGACGGGCACAGAUGAUCAUAAACUUCAAGAUCGAUCGGAAGAAGAACAGCUCUACCCUGUUCUCAGGCACGUCGAGGAAAGUGCUUGA
Messenger RNA from Exophiala spinifera, 1827 nucleotides. RefSeq lists its product as uncharacterized. The coding region runs from base 1 to 1827 and encodes 608 amino acids. NCBI's taxonomy places the organism in Eukaryota, Fungi, Ascomycota, Eurotiomycetes, Chaetothyriales, Herpotrichiellaceae. The record is from RefSeq and is a predicted model, not a curated record. The transcript has 3 exons. Gene Ontology annotation, biological process: positive regulation of transcription by RNA polymerase II. Gene Ontology annotation, cellular component: nucleus.